Molecule: messenger RNA, 1566 nt
Organism: Menidia menidia (Atlantic silverside)
Lineage: Eukaryota; Metazoa; Chordata; Actinopteri; Atheriniformes; Atherinopsidae
Source: the annotation of a GenBank genome assembly
AUGCCGGGAGUCACCAAGUACAAUUUGGUGGAUGACGCGCACGAUCUGAGGGUCCCCAUGCACAACGAGGAGGUGUUUCAGCAUGGGGUGAGCUUCGAGGCGAAGUACAUUGGCAGUUUGGAGGUGGGUCGCCCCGGCAGCCGCAUGGAGAUAGUCGCCGCAAUGAGGAGAAUCAGAUAUGAAUUCAAACUGAAGAACAUCAAGAAGAAGAAGGUCAACAUCGUUGUAUCCACCGAUAGUGUCAAAGUAAUAUUACGCAAAAAGAAAAAGAGAAAAGGGUGGUCGUGGGAUGACAACACCAUCCUGGUGACGCAGGAUCCCAUCUACAGAAUCUUUUACGUCUCACAUGAUGCGCAAGAUCUGAAGAUUUUCAGUUAUAUAGCGAGAGAAGGCCAGAGUAACAUUUUUCGCUGCAAUGUGUUCAAGUCUAAGAGGAAGUCUCAGGCCAUGAGGAUCGUGCGGACGGUGGGUCAGGCCUUUGACGUGUGCCACCAGAUGACCCUGCAACAGAAAAGCGAUGAACAGGAGGAAGGGGAGGAUGAGGAGGGGGGGGAGGCUGGGGAGUCUGAGGAGCAAGAAGCGGCUCCAGGCGACAGCUGUCACCGCCUCUCGUCGUGGCGCAAAUCUAAGAAAUCAAACCCCCUCGAUGCCUCUCUCUCCUCAGCGAAGAAGAGGUUGGCGUUGUCAGAGGAGACGGACCUUGAAGGCACCACGGAGGAGAGUAUCGAGUGCGCCUCCUCGUCAGACCCUGAGAAGAACAAAAGCGACGAGGCCUUGGGUGCAGAUGGAGAGGCGUCCGGUUCCUCGGAGCGUCACCUCCAGCUGCUGAGGAAACAGCUGCAGCAGCAGGAGCAGCAGGCGCUGGCGGCCUCGGCCCAGGUGCACGUGCUGCAGGAGCAGCUGUCGGUGGAGGUGUGCGCACGGACCGAGGCCCAGACCCGAGUGCAGAGGCUGCUGCAGCAAAACACCGACCUGCUGCAGCACAUUUCGCUCCUGGUCAAACAGAUCCAGGAGCUGGAGCUCAAAUCGGCCGGCCGCUUGACAUCCAUGGGCUCCCAGGACAGUCUUCUGGAGAUAACUUUCCGUGCCAAGCCCCCCAGCUUGCCUUGUACGCCGCUCGCCCCUUCUUCUUCGUCGACAGCCCCGUCGGCGUCUCAGUCCCAGCUCCAAAUUAGCGACGGCGCUUGGGUCUCUGCUCUGCCGGGGCCCUGCUCUCCGAGCGCGGCGGACAACGCCCCCCUGGGCCCGGGGGGCAGCGCGGUCCGGCUGGAGUGCUUCCGCUUCUCGUCCCUGGGGGCCGACCACCAGGGCCCGGGCCCGUACGCGGGGGAGACUCCCAGCGAGGAGGGCUCGCUGCUGGGGGAGCAGGUCCUGGGAGCCCUGGAGCUGCUCCGUUUCAGGGAGUCCGGGAUCGGGUCGGAGUACGAGUCCAACACGGAUGAGAGCGACGACCGAGACAGCUGGGGGCAGGGAGAAGGCGUGGGGGCGGAUGGUGCCGCACGACUCUUUAACGUGCUGAACGCAGAAAGCCUGCCAGACUGCAUAGGCGAUGAGAUGGCUGUUUAA